AUGAACAGUAUAGAAAUCACUAUUAAUAGAUGUGUCGACUGUGGAGGCUUAAUCCGGCCUUCCCAAAACAGAUGCCAAGCCUGUCUUGACAGGCUCCAGAAAGACCCAGAAACUGUGAUUUUCAUGACCGUAAUGGAAAUCGUCAAAGAAAAAGUAAUUGUUUUUAACACCGUCAUGCAGAAUAGAAUUUCAAUGAUAAAAGAAGACAUUAUCACUGCUGUGACUGAAGAGACCUUAAGAUUCCAGCAGCUUUUAAACGAAAGUAUCACAAAAAUCGACUCCUUUGUUGAGCAAUUGCAAAAUAUCGAAAAUGAAGAAUUGCCGCAUGAUAUGAUUGAGCAGAUUACUUCUAGACAAGAUAUAAUUAGCAUGUUAGGGAUCCCUGAACUCCAUAUAAGCAUGGACUCUGACGAGGUCCAAGAUGGGUUUAGAAAAGCUUUGAGUGGGGAGUUUAUUUUUUUCAGAGAAAUCAUCAGACGAAAUAGCAACAACGAGAAUCUAGAUUCUGAAUAG
Molecule: messenger RNA, 513 nt
Organism: Blepharisma stoltei
Lineage: Eukaryota; Ciliophora; Heterotrichea; Heterotrichida; Blepharismidae
Source: the annotation of a GenBank genome assembly